Scomber japonicus (chub mackerel) is the source of this 4406-nucleotide messenger RNA. RefSeq names its product ring finger protein 220a (gene rnf220a). Gene Ontology annotation, biological process: protein ubiquitination. The coding region runs from base 1 to 1842 and encodes 613 amino acids. Gene Ontology annotation, molecular function: metal ion binding; ubiquitin protein ligase activity. Lineage: Eukaryota; Metazoa; Chordata; Actinopteri; Scombriformes; Scombridae. The transcript is spliced from 13 exons. The record is from RefSeq and is a predicted model, not a curated record.
AUGGACCUCCACAGGGCAGCCUUCAAAAUGGAGAGCUCAUCUUACUUGCCAAAUCCCCUGGCCUCCCCAGCACUCAUGGUCCUGGCCUCCACUGCUGAAGCUUCUCGUGAUGCUUCCAUUCCCUGCCAGCAACCACGCCCAUUCGGUGUCCCAGUUUCUGUGGAGAAAGAUGUCCAUUUGCCAUUUAACAAUGGUUCGUACACUUUUGCAUCAAUGUACCACCGCCAAGGUGCUGUGCCACCAGGAUUCCCCAACAGGGACUUUCCUCCGUCCCUCCUCCACCUCCAUCAUCAGUUUGCCCCACCUAACCUAGACUGCUCGCCAAUCAGCAUGCUGAAUCACAGCGGCGUUGGCGCCUUCAGGCCCUUCGCUUCCCCUCCAGAAGAUCGGGAUGGGGCACCAGGCGGGUAUCAGUCCGCUUUCACUCCAGCCAAGCGCCUCAAGGGCUGCCUUGAUGCAGAUGCUUCACCCCACCUGCGGUACUCUGAUGCUGAGGGGAAAGAAUAUGACUUUGGUGGUGGCCAGAUCCCUCCUGGAGGCUCACCCAGCAGCGCCUUGAAGGCAGUGGAGGACAGUGGGAAAAAGAUCUUCGCCGUGUCUGGCCUCCUGUCUGAUCGAGAGACCUCCUCCAGCCCUGAGGACCGCAUCGAGCGUUGUAAAAAGAAGAUGUCUCUGUACGACAGCCAGGCUCCAGUCUGUCCCAUCUGCCAGGUGCUGCUCAGGCCCGGAGAGCUUCAAGAACACAUGGAGACAGAGAUAGACAGGCUAGCCUCCAUAUGCCUCAGUAAGAACCAGUCACCCAAGGAUGGAGCAGCCACUCCAGGAACCCCCAAGUCGAUGCUGUUGUCCGUGCACAUCAAGCGUGAGGGAGAGUCUCCGGUGGUCUCGCCCCUGUCUUCUGAAGACGCCCACCACUCCGACAGAUACCAGACAUUUUUACGAGUUCGGGCAAACAGGCAAACAAGAUUGAAUGCCCGUAUAGGAAAGAUGAAGAGGAGGAAGCCUGAGGAGGGGGGCCAGGUAUGUCCGCUGUGCAGCGCCCCAUUGGCUGGGAGCGAGGAGGAGAUGAGUAGACAUGUGGAACAAUGCCUGAUCCAGCGCGAGGGCGCAUUAGACGAUGACUCCGUAGACAUGGACGGCGAGAACGGGCGGGGCUUCGAGGAGUACGAGUGGGCGGGGCAGAAGAGGAUCAGAGCCACGGCUUUGCUGGAGGGAGGAUUCAGAGGAACCGGUUUCGCCACGUGUAGCAUUAAGGAGAGCGCCGACAGCGACGCCGACCUGGACGUGGACGGAGACGACACCCUGGAGUACGGCAAGGCCCAGUACACCGAGGCCGACAUCAUCCCCUGCUCGGGAGCCGGAGAGGACCAAGGAGAGGCCAGAGAGAGGGAGGCGCUACGGGGAGCCGUGCUCAACGGCGGGAUGCCUUCUAACAGAAUAACGCCUGAGUUCUCCAAGUGGGCCAGUGACGAGAUGCCUUCAACGAGCAAUGGGGAGAGCAGCAAGACGGACCCCAGCACCCUUUUAUCCCCCUCCUCUUCCUCCUGUGUCCCGCGCACCUGUAAAAACAGCGAGAUCGAAAAAGUAACGGAGGAGGAGUCCACGGCGACCACCAUGGAGGCUCUGAAGGCCCGAAUCAGAGAGCUGGAGAAGCAGAUCCUGAGAGGAGACCGAUACAAGUGUCUCAUCUGCAUGGACUCCUACACGAUGCCGCUCACCUCCAUUCAAUGCUGGCACGUCCAUUGUGAAGAAUGCUGGCUCAGGACUCUGGGGAACAAGAAGCUGUGCCCGCAGUGCAACACCAUCACCUCACCUGGAGACCUGAGGCGUGUCUACUUGUAAAAGAGCACACACCCCCGCCCCCACAACGUUUCUUCAUCCUUCCGAUCCAUUCCUCCAUCAUCUUGGAUUUCUUCUCCCCGUGUGAUCAUGAUUUGUUUUUUUUGUUUUUUUUCCUCGCGGCCCGGGUCGGUAGCUCCCAAACCUUCCAAGAGCCCACAAAGACAAGACGGGCUGUCUUUGAGACUCUGGCUCUUUCAGGAAACUUGGCUUGAAUUCAUGACUUUGAGCACAGCGCUCACCGGCUGUCUGCUUGGCCACCCACGAAAAAAAAAAAAACCCAGAAAGAAACAUGCAGAUGCGCUGCAGUCCUACUGGCCAACAGGCUUAAUGUGACUCCCUCUACAUACUGAAGGACUUUAUAUUCAGUGGAGAGCCUGAUGCAUCCAGCUAAACCCUGCUGAGACCUGGUAGCUUCACCCUGCUGGAGCUGGACCGUAAAGGAACUUCUUAAUACAGAAUCUAAAGACUGCUCCCCCUUCCUCCUCCUCCUCUUCCUCCUCCUCCUCUAGCUCUUGACAUUUCAGUGGUGCUGGACAACAGGCUGAUGACUUGACAGAAAGCUGCUUUUAGUUUGUUUCUCCUCCUACUCCCGACAGAGAGAAAACUCUUAUCUUCACGCCCCUGUUGCUUAUGAGAAUUUAAAAAGAAAAAAAGAAAAGGAAAAAAAAAAGGGCCUGUCCACUAAAACUGAGCUUUCAACCAAACUGAGAAUAACCUCACCACCUUGAAAAGGAGUUUGACACUCCUCCUCCUCCUCCACCUCUUCUUCUUCUCCUUCCCCUACCCGACCCUUCCUCCCUCUUUUGUGGUGUUAUAGUGAAGUAAACCAAAAGCCCCCCACCCUGCCCCUCCUCCCCUCCCUAAGAUGCAGUGCAAGCACAUGUAAUAUAGUUCUAUGUAUGUUUACAAUGUUGGGUGUAAAUGACAUAGAGUUCACACACACACACACACACACACACACACACGCAUAUGCACACAUGUACCAUCAGCAAACACACACACAUACACAAAAGUAUAUAAUAUCAAAGUCCUGUUUUUAGUUGGAAGGGUUUGGGAAUGAUGUUUAAGGGGGGGCGGGGGGAGGGGGUAAAAAAAAAGGCUUAAAUAAAAAAAAAAAGGCCUUGUGUAUUUUUAAAAAGAAGAUCAUUUGAAGAUCCGUCAAAGUUUUAUUUCACUGUACAGGAAUUUAAAAAAUUAAGUAAUAAUAAACUACUCGAGACUAGAUGGUCAAGAUUUAGGUGGUGUCAUGUUUUUCUGCGGAGUACCUUGAAAAACUGUAGAUCUGAACAUGAAGCAAGGAUAGACUUUUUUUUUCCCGUUAGUCUUAACGAACGGAGAGAUUCCUUAUCGCCCAAGACUUACUGCGACCAAGCAGACUGAUGGAACCUCUCCAGUUGCAACAAUGUCCGACUGAGCCUCUUCUUUUAACCUCCAUCUGCGCUUCCUCUCAGUUGGGGAGUAACAACACGCUCAGAUCAUAGUCUAGACACUUUAUUUUUGUUUAGUUUUACCCCUACAUGUCUCAGAAGAAAGCUUUUUCCCCCCUCCAUUGUUCUCAUACUGCUAUGCUGCAACAAAAAAAAAAAAGGUCCCGAAAAUGGCAAACUCCCCGAAGGGCAGGUUCUUUCUGACUAUAAUAAGACGAGAUGGAUGACCAAGACUGGCAACCUCCAGUUCAUGCAACUCCCCUCCUCCUCCUCCUCUUCCUCCACCCUCCUCCCCCUUCCUUCCCUUUUACGGCAGCAGCAGCCAAGGUGGUGGUGUGCUUUGUGUUUGUAAAACUAUGUAUUCUGUGAUGUCUGUAUUGUUGUAAGAAAUGCUGAAAAAAAGAAAAAAAAAAGAAAAAAUAAAACUUCUCAAAUAUCAUGAGUGGUCCUGUUCACAGAAAAACCUCCCCCACCCCUUCCCGGGGCGGUAAAAAUAAGACAAGAAAUGAAGAAAAGUGUUCCCGUUGUUCACUGAAGUAUAGAAAAUAAAGGUGAGGAAGAUGGCCUUAAUGCAAAAGAGACACAUAUUCUGUUCAUGUGCAUUUUCAUCUCAGUGUCAGUAGUGUUUGCUCUCUCUCUCGCUCUCUCUCUCUCUCUCUCAAAGGGACUUUUUUGCAUCUGAAGUUGAUCCGUCUCCAUCCACUGUGAAAUAAUGUAUAAAAAGACCCACACCUUUUGUUUUCAGAGAGAAAUAGAAGGGGUCUGGGAUCCCUCUUUAUGACAAGACAAAUAAUUCUGGGGCGAGUAAAGCAUGAGCUGAUUGGCUGCGAUGGCUGAGCUAAUCUCUAUUGAUGAUUUUUUUUUUUUAGCUUUAUCUCCCCCUUUGGUUUUAGCUCAUUAUGAAGCUACACUUCUUGGUAGAAUAACACUCGACAGGAGAAACAGGAUGUACCGCUACUCCGAUUUCUCUCCAACCCCACCCCCCCUUCGGUUGAUUGGAACCUGCCCCAAAGAUGACAAAUUGCACAAGAGGAUUGUGUCAGAACUAAUUUGUGUCUUGUAUAUUCUUGGAAAUGGUACAUGUCUUUCCCGUUUGUAAACUACAUUUGACAUUAAUUAAAUGAUUGUAAAUCUCAA